AUGCCGCGUCUGAGCAAUGAUGAGUUUCUUGCUGAGAUGGGCAAGCUCCUUCGCAAGGCUGGCGAGAAGGACAACCCGUCGUCUGUCUCGCUCACCAUGAAGCACGUCGUGGAAGAGGUGGUGCAGAACAAGGGUAAGAAGAACGAGAACGUGGUGGAGGAGGCAAGAUGCCUCAUCCGGGCUCGGUCUGGCAAGUGCAAGAUCUCCACGGUUGUCCGCCCUCGGAACAGGGUUCAGUUCUCCAUCGCCUACUCGACCAUUCUCAAGUCGAACCUCAAGUCGCUUAGCUCCCAUUAG
Molecule: messenger RNA, 297 nt
Organism: Thecamonas trahens ATCC 50062
Lineage: Eukaryota; Apusomonadida; Apusomonadidae
Exons: 2
Coding region: 1-297 (98 amino acids)
Biological process (GO): SRP-dependent cotranslational protein targeting to membrane
Cellular component (GO): signal recognition particle, endoplasmic reticulum targeting
Molecular function (GO): 7S RNA binding; endoplasmic reticulum signal sequence receptor activity
Source: RefSeq, a predicted model, not a curated record